GAUGCAUGACGCUUUUAGCCGUAAUGCAGAUGCAAAAUAAGUCGUCCAUUCAGAUAGUGGAGUCGAUCGCUGUCUGUGCUCAUUGUAUGUCCCUGAAGAACAGGUAUGAGUGGCUGAACACCACUAGCGUCGGGCGCUGCCGAAUUUAGUUGAAUGGACACAUUUCUAUUGUAAAAGGUUUUAAUGUAAAGGUGUGAAAUUUUUAUUUUUUGAAAUUUUUUGCGCACCAUCCUUGACCCGUACUGAGGGUGCUGGAAAAAUCAGUACCCGUUUGCAGAUAUUCAAGUCAAGGUUGUAUUUAUCUCUUUUCUGACAUCGAGAAGAAAGAAAGAAAAGCCAAUAACCAUGGAUGUCAGUUCACUAAUAGACUUGAAUAGUACUCUGGAGGAAGGUGUAACUUCUGUUCCACUUUUGCCACUCCCCAGAAUUAAUAGCCCUUAUGAAGGAGAUGUUUCAAAUGAUGAGAACAACCCAUUUGAUUGGGCAGUUCAAGCUGUGAGCGACAUUGAUGAUCCAUUCGAACUGGUUUUCAAGAAAGCUCAAGAGUUAGAAAGCAAAAAAUCUGAUCACAGUGCAUGUGAAGACACUAUAUUAAAAUGCAAAAAGGUUAAAAAUGAGAUGGGUGUACUAGAUAGCAAAAACUCGAGAGAGAUUGGAAACAAUGACAAAAAAGAAUCAGAAUGCAAAAAGGGAAUAGCACAAUACCAGAACAACCAUAAAAUUCUGAAAUGUAUUACUCCUGAUGUAGUACAGUCGGCCAAUUAUUUAUUGAGUACACAGGAAAGAAACCAAAGUGAUUCCUCUGAGCCGUUGAAGCCCAAGUAUUGUAGUACACCUGUGCAUCAUGUGGCUAGUGCUAAGAGGAAGUUAGAGGAAGAGUACAGCCCUAUUUCAAGCAAGAAACCCUCUAGUAGUUUGUUUAAUAUAUCUCCUGCUUCUGUUGUUAAAGCCCGUGUAGAAAAAUGUAUAGCAGAAGCUGAGAAACGUUUUAAGAAACAUUCACAAGAACGAGAAAAACUAAAUGGCAGACAAAGUUUAGAUUCUCUAAUGCCUCAUUAUGUAUAUUCCAGUUAUCAGAGAGAUCUUACUUUUCAGUGUGACCCAAGUUCUCACGAGAAAUAUUCACUAGAUUUUGUAAGUAGUGAAGAUUCAAAAAAUAAAUUAACUCAUUCAUUCAGAAAUUUGCAGAAACCUAAAAACAUUGGUAAUUUUUCUGAGGAAACUUUCACUCUCUCACAUAAGGUAGAUUCACAUGCAUUUCGGAGAUCAUUGGUACCAGAAGAUGAUUUAUCACAACAUGAAGCAAGAUUUAUGGCUACAUUACUUAAAGCAACAGCAGACUAUCAAGGCCAUACCUUAGCAAAUGAAAGUGUAGUGACCUUUGUAGAUUUAGAUUCUGAAGAGGAAGAUGGAUGUGAAGAAAAAAAAGAACUGGAAGAAAUAAAAGAAAAAUUAUCAGCAGAAUUUCAACCAACUAAUCCAGUGAAUUUUGAAGUGCUCAAAGAUCACACAAAAAUAAAAAUGCCAAAAAGAGUACAAAGAUCUCCAGAAACUGUACUUGGAAAAAUGCAAUCAUUUUCCCCAAGGAAAUCAACUUCUUCACCAAAAGAGAGAUAUUCUGUUGAAAGUUCUGGUGUUAAUGGAAAACUGCCAUCUCAAAAGGCACAAAUUAGUGUAAAUCGCAGCAGGUCUGACAGCACUAUCCAUUCAUUGAAGAAGAAAGAACAAAUGGAAAAACCAUCAAAGUGGGCUCUUAAAGAGACAUCAAGAUUUUCAAAUGCAGUGCAGUCACCACAAACAAAGCAGAAACAAGCAGUGAAUUCGGGAAGAGUUAUUAAGCCCCCAAAACCACUUCCCAAGAUGUUCAGAAACAAGAAGAACUUGCUUACCGGCAAGGAAAACAAGCCAUGAAUCUUAAUUUUUACAGUCAAUUUUUUAUUGUAAUGACUGUUAUCAGAAGUUUGAUUUUUAUUUCUAAAAUGUAAACAGAAAAAUGCAGUUAUGUGGAGUGUUCUUAGAGCGAAACAAUUGUACUGAACUAUUUUAUUUUAGAAAUAAGUGACAGCUAUUAAGGCCUUUACUGCUGAUGUACCUAAACAAUUGCUUACUACUUUCACAAUUCAGUAAAAAUAAUUUAAUGAAAAAGUAUUAUAUUAACUAUUUAAGUAAUGUAUUGUAUUAACUGUAUUUUCUGUUACAUAAAAUUUCAAAUUAAAGAACACAAAUAUGUGGAAGAAUCUUGUAACAAUAAAGAAUGAGCAGUUUUCAAAAGAGGUCUUUUUGU
Molecule: messenger RNA, 2284 nt
Organism: Gryllus bimaculatus (two-spotted cricket)
Lineage: Eukaryota; Metazoa; Arthropoda; Insecta; Orthoptera; Gryllidae
Source: the annotation of a GenBank genome assembly